Messenger RNA from Rhopilema esculentum, 3217 nucleotides. RefSeq names its product proton myo-inositol cotransporter. Gene Ontology annotation, biological process: myo-inositol transport; transmembrane transport. NCBI's taxonomy places the organism in Eukaryota, Metazoa, Cnidaria, Scyphozoa, Rhizostomeae, Rhizostomatidae. Gene Ontology annotation, cellular component: apical plasma membrane. The record is from RefSeq and is a predicted model, not a curated record. Gene Ontology annotation, molecular function: myo-inositol:proton symporter activity.
ACCUGCAUCAAAAAAGGCACUGAAAUAGUUGUGAGCCACGAGAAAAUCAUUCAUUAAAACAAGCAAUUUACCUGCCACUAUUUAAAAUGGCGGAAGUAAACAAAUUUGCCUCACUCGGCAGUACUCAGCAUGACCCGAGUUUGACAACUAGCGGCUUCGGCGCUUCUAUACCUCCCUUGUUGCAGAUCUGUCCUCUGCUCAAUCACCUUUGUUCCCUGUUUAUGUAGACUCGGGGUCGGGCACUCAGGCAUUUUGGGUGGGUAUGUCUCGAUCACAAGUCACAAGAUACAUGAACAAGGUAAUACAGCAAAUUGAACGGAGAGUUGAUCAUGUAUUUUAUGUGAAAGUUAGGUAUCUUUUGCUGUGAUAUUUCAAUUAGCAAGGCUGUCUGUCAAAAACAACAAUGUCUGGUAAUAGUGGUGUGAAAAUUCAUGAUUGGCCUAGCAGAAACUCGCUGUCCGAUGGUAAAACUGUAACUAGGGAGAGUCCUGUAGAAGACGAUUGUCUUGUAACAGAAACGACACCAUUCAUUGGCGGUGAAGACGUUGCGAAUUCGCAGAAUGAAAAUUCUAUUUCCUGUUUGAUGGUGGCUCUAACAAUUUUCGCAGCUCUUGGAGGAUUUUUAUUUGGUUAUGACACAGGCGUCAUAUCAGGGGCAUUGCUUCCUCUAACAAGGCAGUUUAACUUAGACGACCUCUGGAAAGAGCUUAUAGUGAGUGCCACUGUUGGUGCUGCAAUAUUUGGUGCAGUUAGUGGUGGCUGGUUCAAUGACAAAUUUGGUAGAAAGUUGGUAUUAAUAGGCAGUUCACUUGUUUUUGGUAUUGGUGCAGCAGUCAUGGCCGCAGCUCCUGGGAAGGAGACACUGCUCAUUGGCAGAAUCAUUGUUGGGGUAGCAAUAGGCUAUGCUUCAACAACUGUUCCAAUGUAUGUUGCAGAAACUGCACCUGCAGCUAUAAGAGGAAAACUAAUAACUGUUUAUCAAUUGUUUAUAACAUUUGGGCAGUUCGUGGCAUCAGUUGUUGAUGGUCUGUUUGCCAGUGAUAAAGUACAUGGUUGGAGGUACAUGCUUGGCAUCGGAGGUAUUCCUGCAAUUGUUAUGAUGUUGGGAAUGCUUUUUAUGCCAGAAAGCCCAAGGUAUCUUGUAAACAAAGGAAAAGUAUUGCAAGCAGAAAGAGUGUUAUCCAGGCUUCGUGGAAUCAAGGGAGUAAAAGAAGAAUUGAAUAGAAUAAUAUUAUCAUGCCAGAAAGACGAAUCACACGCGAGUGACAACAUAUUCUCAAGCUUCAAAAGAGCAAUGACAACCUCGUACACGCGAAGGGCCAUCGUCGUAGGCUGUGGAUUGCAGGCAUUUCAACAGUUAUGCGGAAUAAAUACAGUGAUGUAUUACAGUGCUACUAUCUUGUCGCUUGCUGGUAUGGGCGAGAAGGACGCAAUAUGGCUUGCAGCAGUGGUCGCUUGCGGUAAUUUUGUCUUCUCCUUUAUUGCUCUUUUUCUUAUUGAAAAGGCUGGUCGGCUCAAAUUAACCCUAGUAAGCCUUUUCGGUGUUAUAGUUGCAUUGUGCUUGCUCGCUGCCACUUUUGUACUUUUGAAGGAUGAGUCGCCUAAAACUGCGAUACGGCACUUUGGCGAUCAAUGUGGUCAGCUUCAAAGCUGUUAUGAUUGUCUAAUAGACGAAUCGUGCGGAUUUUGUUACUUUGACGCUGGCAAUCGCAAGUACCUGAACAGCUCCUGCAUCAAAUUCGAUAAAAUGGGCUCCAGGCCCUCUCUUUGUAAUUCAACAGCCUUGCAUUGGAAUAAAACGUCAUGCCCCACAUCAUAUGCCUGGCUAGCAGUCUUGUCCAUGAUACUCUAUUUGGCUGCAUUUGCACCUGGUAUGGGGCCAAUGCCGUGGGCAAUUAAUGCCGAGAUAUACCCAUUGUGGGCCAGGAGUAUUGGCACUUCAUCUUCAACAGCAACAAACUGGUUUUUUAAUCUCCUUGUUUCAAUCACAUUUUUGCAUGUCAUACAACUGCUGUCCAGGCCUGGCGCUUUUGUAUUCUACGCGUGUUUGGCCGCCGUUGGCUGGGUUUUCAUAUUCUUGCUGUUACCAGAAACGAAAGGCAAGUCAUUAGAAGACAUUGAAGAUUUGUUUAAAGAGAACGUUAUUGUACGUUGUCGCAAGAAGCCAACAGAGAAUUGAUAUAUUUGUAGGGUACCUAAACACUAAUCCGAUUCGGUUUCUAAUUCAUUUAUAUACUAACUUGGUCAGCCACAUCAUAGCUUAAAAGCUAUGACAAGCUCGAUAUUACCCACUUUCCCAUUAUUUGUUACUUGUUAUUUUAAAAGCUAUCCUGUAUGUCAUUAUCCACUCCUAGACUUUGCAGAGCGUCUAUUCAAGGCAUUCUCAUGCUACAAUAUUAGUAGUUAUUUUUUUCGUCAUCUAAUUGAAUACCUCUUACAUCUAAUUGAAUACAUCUAAUUGAAUACAUCUGAUAUUAAUUUCAAUUACUAUUGUAAGCAAUUACUAUUGUUUAAUUUGCAAGCAUUCACUAUAAAUAUGUCAUUUCAGUCUGAGGUUUUUGGCACAAAUGAAUACUCCUUCAUCGAUUUAAUUUUUAAUGCAUCGAUUGAGCAUCAGGAUUGUAGUAUUAAAAUCUUGAUUAAAUUUCUAGUUAAUUUUGUUUUGUUUUUAAAAGGAGGAGUAUUCUUGCCAACAAAGUAAAAUUCUUGAUAAAAGGGUUCUCUUUUGGAAUCCAUUUACCAGCUUUUUUAAAUAAUUUAAACGAUUUUAGCAAAGGAUGCUUAGAUACUUUUGCUGAGUAAGGAGCCGGCAAUCCAUUUUACUAUUGGUAUCUCACUGCUUAUUUUUAAACUACGGGCUAUUUUUAAAAUAGUUCUUAGUAUUUUUUCUAAUAAUAAUGGCCUUUAAAGGUGCAUUUCCAGUGUGUCCAUAUAGGUCGCAAUUGCACGCACGCUGGUAGAAAUUGCUGAUGAAAUGCUGACGUGAACCAGGCCGUUCUCUGAUUUAAUUGGUUCAGACCAAGCCUUUUGAAUGUUUAUUGGUUUAGAUCUAGUUACAUCCCCCCCCCAGCUACAUGCAACUUGUAUGGACACACUUUCUUACAGUAAUAAUCUCAAAUGUUUUAAGUAAUUAAAUAUUCACAAUUUAGUCAAUUGUUUGUAAUAUGCAUUGAUGUUUCUAAUAGGACAUAUUUUUAUUAAUCUGUAAUUUACCAAA